UGGGGGCAGCGUGGAGGCAGCAGGGAGGCCGCGCCGCAGCCUGCGCUCUGCCCGCCCCGCUCGCGGCCGGAACGCGCGCCGGCAACCAGGAAGCGCCAGGACGGGGACGGGGCGGCCGGGAUGGCGGGGCUGGGUUGGGGUCCCCCGCGCCUGGACGGCUUCAUCCUCACCGAGCGCCUGGGCAGCGGCACGUACGCCACGGUGUACAAGGCCUACGCCAAGAAGGACACUCGCGAGGUGGUAGCCAUCAAGUGUGUGGCCAAGAAAAGUCUGAACAAGGCAUCAGUGGAAAACCUCCUGACCGAGAUUGAGAUCCUGAAGGGCAUUCGACACCCCCACAUCGUGCAGCUGAAAGACUUCCAGUGGGACAGUGACAACAUCUACCUCAUCAUGGAGUUCUGCGCAGGGGGUGACUUGUCACGCUUCAUCCACACCCGCAGGAUUCUGCCUGAGAAGGUGGCUCGUGUCUUCAUGCAACAAUUGGCUAGUGCCCUGAAGUUUCUGCAUGAACGGAAUAUCUCUCACCUGGAUCUAAAGCCACAGAACAUUCUGCUGAGCUCCUUGGAGAAGCCCCACCUGAAAUUGGCAGACUUUGGCUUUGCGCAGCACAUGUCGCCCUGGGAUGAAAAGCACGUGCUCCGUGGCUCCCCCCUCUACAUGGCCCCAGAGAUGGUGUGUCAGGGACAGUACGACGCCCGUGUGGACCUCUGGUCUGUGGGGGUCAUCCUUUAUGAGGCCCUCUUCGGGCAGCCCCCCUUUGCCUCCAGGUCAUUCUCAGAGCUGGAAGAGAAGAUCCGCAGCAACCGGGUUAUAGAGCUCCCCCUGAGGCCUUUGCUCUCCCGAGACUGCCGGGACCUGCUACAGCGGCUCCUGGAGCGGGACCCCAGCCAUCGCAUCUCCUUCCAAGACUUCUUUGUCCACCCCUGGGUAGACCUAGAACACAUGCCCAGUGGGGAGAGCCUGGCAAAAGCAACUGCGCUGGUGGUGCAGGCUGUGAAGAAGGACCAAGAGGGGGAUGCAGCGACCGCCUUAUCUCUCUACUGCAAGGCUCUGGACUUCUUCGUGCCUGCCCUGCACUAUGAAGUGGAUGCCCAGCGGAAGGAGGCGAUUAAGGCAAAGGUGGGGCAGUACGUGUCCCGGGCUGAGGAGCUCAAGACCAUCGUUUCCUCCUCUAAUCAGGCCCUGCUUAGGCAGGGGACAUCUGCCAGAGAGCUGCUUAAAGAGAUGGCCCAGGACAAGCCACGCCUCCUAGCUGCCCUGGAAGUGGCUUCGGCUGCCAUGGCCAAGGAAGAGGAAGCUGGCCGGGAGCAGGAUGCCCUGGACCUGUACCAGCAUAGCCUAGGGGAGCUACUGCUGCUGCUGGCAGCGGAGCCCUCAGGUCGGAGGCGGGAGCUGCUUCAUACUGAGGUUCAGAACCUCAUGGCUCGAGCUGAAUACCUGAAGGAGCAGAUCAAGAUGAAGGAGUCUCGCUGGGAAGCAGAGACCCUGGAUAAAGAGGGGCUGCUGGAGUCUGUUCGUAGUUCGUGUACCCUGCAGUGACUCCAGAGGAUGAGUGGACAGACACGAGCUGCCUGGAGUGGAGGGGUGCACUAACUCAAGCUAAUGUCCCAAAUUAAGUGGUCCUCUGCAACCCUGGGGAACAGGCUUCUUUAAUGGGCAGCUAUGAGACCCUCAUAUCCCAGGUCCCCAGAGGGGCUGACAGCCCAGUUGUAUGCUAGGAACCCUGGCCCCAGGGGAAGGGGCAGGAUUCGGGGAGAACAGUAUUUCCUUCAUGAGAUCUUUAUUAUUUGAGGGUUGCAGAGCAUGAAAUCUUCUAUCAUUUUUUUGCUCAAGAAGAGGAUAAGCAGCACCCUGCAGGGCACUUCUGCUCCUGCCUUUUCCCUGCUAGCCAGCAACCAUGCCCUGGGCCCACUGUUCUGAGAUCCCUUAUUCCAGCUUACCUCCAUCCUUGCACUGAAGUGGAUACUCCAAGACCCCCCCCAAGGGGCCACCCAGCCCACAGUAUGCACUCAGCCCCAUAGAACUCACAACCCCUGAUCAUUGUGAGUGGAAUAUAAGUAUACUGAAUAUAUAGCAGGAAAUUAACUUUGUAAGAACUAAGAAAACAAAUUAUUAAGGAAUGCCGUAUAAAAGUUUUUGGAUUAGAAAAAAAAAGAACUCGCCACCCUUCCUGGAAGCUCACGUUUGUCCACCAGUCUCAGUACUUUAAGUUAAUCCUUCAAGCAUGACAAAUAAUAUCCUUUAUAGGAGUGGGGCAAAUUUGAGAAGCCCAUGCCUUGUUCCAUGGCCUGGGGAGCAUAGGGGAAGGGUCCUCAAUCCUCUUCCCUCCCACCUUCAUUCCUCUGUGGGAACACACCACAAUAGUGCAGAGUGAGCUUUGCACUGGAAUUUGGGCCUGGAUGGGGGACACCUGGGGACUGCCUCAUUCAUCAGGCUACAGGUGACCCAGUCCAUGAUGCCCAGUUCUGGGCCUGGAUCUCCCCCUUCUCCAGUAGGAAUGCUGUACCUCAGCAACAUGAGUGCUUCUGAGGACAAAGUGAAUUAAACCUGUACAUACCUAGAGUGUACAUACCUACAGUUAUUUAGGGGUAUCUUUUAAAUGGUCAGAGAGGUGUUGAUAACUUUUAACCCUUCUAUCCUUAAAUGCCUCCUUGGGGCAAGAGUUUAUCCUCCCUAAAGGAGGCUAGGUGUAAAAAC
Messenger RNA from Otolemur garnettii (small-eared galago), 2697 nucleotides. RefSeq names its product unc-51 like kinase 3 (gene ULK3). Gene Ontology annotation, molecular function: protein serine/threonine kinase activity; ATP binding. The coding region runs from base 121 to 1539 and encodes 472 amino acids. Gene Ontology annotation, biological process: autophagy; protein autophosphorylation; autophagosome organization. Gene Ontology annotation, cellular component: autophagosome; cytoplasm. NCBI's taxonomy places the organism in Eukaryota, Metazoa, Chordata, Mammalia, Primates, Galagidae. The transcript is spliced from 16 exons. The record is from RefSeq and is a predicted model, not a curated record.